Messenger RNA from Perognathus longimembris pacificus (Pacific pocket mouse), 637 nucleotides. It is a transcript of the gene Ndufc2, whose product is annotated as NADH:ubiquinone oxidoreductase subunit C2. Lineage: Eukaryota; Metazoa; Chordata; Mammalia; Rodentia; Heteromyidae. The transcript is spliced from 3 exons. The coding region runs from base 145 to 507 and encodes 120 amino acids. Gene Ontology annotation, cellular component: mitochondrial inner membrane. Gene Ontology annotation, biological process: mitochondrial electron transport, NADH to ubiquinone. The record is from RefSeq and is a predicted model, not a curated record.
CGUGUGGACGCCGCACCGCCGCGCCCGCUGCCCUUCAGCCGGAGCCGGGACGGGCGCGCCUGUACUCCGGGCCCGGGCGGAGGUCGAGGGCUCUUCUGGUCCCGGGAGGCGCGAGGCCGGGCCUCGCGGGGAAGCGGCGUCACCAUGAUGGACGGACGGCCGGGCCGGGAGCCCCUGCGGUUCCUGCCGGACGAGGCGCGGAGCCUGCCCCCGCCCCGCCUGAGCGACCCGCGGCUCCUCUUCUCGGGCUUCAUGGGCUACGGCGCCGCCCUGCUGGACAACGCGCUCCGCCAGAGGCCCGUGCUGAAGAGCGGUUUGCAUCGCCAGCUUUUAUAUGUUACAUCCUUUUUUUUUGCUGGAUAUUAUCUUUUAAGACGUCAAGAGUAUAUUGUUGCUGUGAGGGACCACGACAUGUUUGCGUAUAUAAAGUCACAUCCAGGAGAUUUUCCUGUAAAAGAAAAGAAACGUUAUCGUGAAGUUCUUGAAGAAUUCUACCCAGUACGUUGAAGUCUUUACACACUUGCUUCUGUUUCCUCUUCUUUCUGAAUUUUAUGGAACACGUUUCCAUGACAACUGAAGUUUGUGUUACUCUAGAUGUUAAUGCCUGUAAUUAAAAUAGUUAUUAUGACUCCUCUGA